This is a messenger RNA of Aspergillus clavatus NRRL 1, 1635 nucleotides long. Its product is annotated as ankyrin repeat protein. Gene Ontology annotation, molecular function: protein binding. The transcript is spliced from 2 exons. NCBI's taxonomy places the organism in Eukaryota, Fungi, Ascomycota, Eurotiomycetes, Eurotiales, Aspergillaceae. Bases 1 to 1635 code for a protein of 544 amino acids. The record is from RefSeq and is a predicted model, not a curated record.
AUGGCCCCAGUUUGGAAGGAUAAGAAAGAGGAAAUCAGGCAGCUGUACCUGGUACAAGGGUUGAGCCUCGCCCGGACAAGACGGGAAAUGGAGAGGCGCGACUUCUACAAAUCUACGGCCGACUUAUACCACGUUGAUCCUAUAGUCGAGCCAUCCGGAGGGCAAUCUGUCGCCGGAGGAGACCUUGCUGCAUAUGGUCAUGACUAUGCGGGGCUCUUCAUCACUCGGCAAGUCGGCAUUGGCGCUACAAGCCUUCACGAUGCUGUCAUUCAUGAAGAUGAAGAACAGGUGAAAGAUUGGCUUCUCCAAAGAGCGCCGAUUGACGUCGGAGACAUACACGGUAAUCUGCCGCUGCAUUAUGCUCUUCAUCACCGGAGCAAUAAAAUCGCCAAACUUCUUCUGGGCUAUUACGAAAAAGAUGCGGAACCCCUGGUCAACCCUAGGCAUGUCCAUUCAACACUGUGUUAUCAAGAUGAAAACGGUGACACCCCUCUCCAUUUGGCCAUUUCACCGGACAGCUUACAGUAUGAGCAUGACGAAAGUAUUCUCACUCUCUUGCUGAAGGCCGGUGCAAACCCUUACACUCCUAACAAGCUCGGCAUUAGCCCAGUCCAGAAGGCUGUGGAUUUCAUCUCGCCUACCAUGAGCUGGAAUCAUGCACGUCAUGUCGACAAAAUGUUGGUUGUAAGGUCAGUUGGCCUCACUGCAGAAGCGAGAAACUCUCUGUUUGAGCGCUUCCUUGAGAGAUCGGACAAUGCGUGGAUCGAGGGAGACACUUCUUCCAAUUCAUUAUUCAGGGAUUUCUUAUGCCACGGCGCGGAUGCAGACAUCCCAACUGGGCCGACAUCCCAACGGCUGCUGAAAUAUUUCUUGGACUACUGCUAUCGUACCCGCCACACGUGGAAGAAUUGUGAUCUGUCGCUUGCGGCUCUGAUAUGUCAGAAGCUCGAUGUGACCAAAGUCAGCAUCAAACGCGACACUUACCUGCACGAGCUGAUAAGCUUCGUGGGUGCUUGGAAUUAUAGCCCUUCGAUGUCAGAACUGAUCGGGGGAUUAGUAAAGAGGAAGGUAGAUGUCAAUCAUCUCAACGCCGACGGGAAAACUCCUUUGAUGCUUCUGAUGGAGAAACGGCAGCUUGUCGAUGAGGUCCACGAUGUGCUUGCCUUUCUCCUUAGCCAUGGAGCAGACCCCUGGAUCCCUGAUGCCAAGGGAGAUUUUCCGGUAUAUGCUGCCGUCCGCAACAAUCCCAGGAUGGGGAUCAAACUUGGAAAGGCCAUUCUUCACGCUAAUUACACACUGGACCCAAUAAUCGCCUGCCACGACGACUGGUGGCAAUCGUGGAAGCAUGCUCUCAUCCUGACGGACUGGGAUAUUGCCAGCAAGGUGCUCCAGCGCGCUUCUCACCUGCUGCCGCCAAGUAUUGAGGUGCCAAUCUUCCAUCUAGCACUGACCGUCCUCGCCGAGAAAUACCUGCAGCGAGCAACAGAUUGGUACUUGAGCACUGAUAAGAGUCCCCAGGAGUGGAAUCACCAUUUGGCCAUCGUCGCAGGUAUACUCACCAAGAGUCAUGGUUUAGAUGUCAGCCCCCAAUGGUUCCAUUAUCUCCUGGUGCUUAGAUGCCGCACAUCCAUGUGA